UUUGGUAUCUGGUCCCUUGAAUUCUUAUUCUACGCUAUUUCCACCAACAAAGGUUGGAACAGGUGCUUCGACACGUCCACAUUGCAAAUUGCACGGCGCUGUGACUGCUGGUCCGCAUCUGAGACAUCUCUGCGGAGUGAAUCCAACAGGCAGCUAUAUUCAUAUAUACCCUCACCUUUGACGCCUCGACGACCUAUACAACUUUCCAAUUUCCUCCUUCUUCUCUACCAGAAAGAUGUCGAGAACCGUUCGUCUGACUGAACAAUAUGGGGGGCAAGCCUCAUAUAUAACGCGAGAAGAUCCUGCUUUCCUCCUCCUCCUCACCCUCGCCGUGCAUCCUAAUCCCACUCUUGACUAUGACCGGAUGAGCGUGAUGAGCCGCAUGCUGCCAGAGGACAUGUGGACAAGCAGCCACGAGAUCGCCGCGAAUAUACGUGCUUUGGAAGAGCUGGCAGACAUGAUUCGAAGAGCAGACAGUAUGACGGUUGAUGACCUCGAGCACACUGAACUGGAGCAAGCACGACUUCGAAGUUCGACGGGUGCGGGCUACGGCCAGAAUGGCCCGAACCAAGUUCUCCAGCCUCAUACGACUCCCGGUCCAGCGGAAGCCCUGUUCGAUCACGAUCGAGAGACGUCUCUUCCAGGUCCUGCUUAUAGAGUAGAUGGCACCGAGUACAAUGGUGACGACGACGAUGACGAUGACCGUACCAGCGUGGCAUCUUGGAUAAGCGGCCGCGUCUGGAUCCCAUCCGAGCUAGAACAGAACGACGACCACACAUAUGGCCUCUCUGCAGGUGCAGGCGAUAGCGACGAGGAUAUAUCCUCUUCGCAAUGGUCAGCUUCGAACACGGAACGUGACGAACGUCUGCUCAGAUCAUCAUCGAUGCCAUACUCCGUCGCAGCCGAGUGCGACACCCGCUCUGAACAAUUUACAGACAGCUUCGAAAUCGAACGGGAAGCAACAAACGUCAAUCCAGAUCAGAACGGACGAGAUUCUGCUUUCUGGCCAUCCCUGAAUAUGAUACUGGAUGAACGCCCGCUGUCAUCAUUAUCAUCAUCGUCAUCAUCAUCAUCAUCCGUGCCAUGCUCGGACACAGUCGAGUCCUGCUCCGAACAGUUUAUGAAUCCAGAAGAACAGUCCCAAUGGAGGACUCCAUCCAGAGCGCGAGAAUACAAUCAUGGGGACCAGCCUGCAGUUCCUCCCUGGGUUUUUACUAACGCUAUAUCGGGUGGAUACCGACUCCCGCCACUGUUCAUGCCUUUUACCGAUACAGUUCACGAUAGCGAGGAGUUCGAUUUUGACGUGAUCAGUGACGCUGCUUCAGUCUGUUCUAUUGGUGGAGGCGUUUGGAUGGGCGAUUGAUUUCUCGUGUGGUUAGUUAUCGGCUAUGCAAUCGGGGACAAGCCAUGUUUUGUGAUAAAUAUUUCGAUUCUGAUAUGGCGAGGGCAUUUCAAUUGAAGAUGGUGCAGUUAUGCUGGGGCCUUGUUUUCUCUCUCUCUCUCUGGUCAUAAUACUAUACAUAGAAAACAAGAAUGCUUGAGACA
Molecule: messenger RNA, 1545 nt
Organism: Paecilomyces variotii
Lineage: Eukaryota; Fungi; Ascomycota; Eurotiomycetes; Eurotiales; Thermoascaceae
Exons: 3
Coding region: 236-1363 (375 amino acids)
Source: RefSeq, a predicted model, not a curated record